Procambarus clarkii (red swamp crayfish) is the source of this 1651-nucleotide messenger RNA. RefSeq names its product WD repeat-containing protein 86. Lineage: Eukaryota; Metazoa; Arthropoda; Malacostraca; Decapoda; Cambaridae. The record is from RefSeq and is a predicted model, not a curated record. Gene Ontology annotation, molecular function: protein binding.
CCACAACCCUACAGUAGACACCCACACCUGCUCCAGCAAGUAUGUAGCGUGGGGGGCGAGCAGGAGGUGGCGCCACAGUCGGUCAGGGGCCGCCACAGGGUGUCUCAGGAUGAGGUGAGCACAGUACAGGCAGCGAGAUGGGAAGCGGCAGUAGCAAGAGAAAGGAGAAGGGCCACCUGCUGGAGGCGCUACAGGAGCACAGAGACAGCAUCACGUGUCUGGUGUUGUCGGAGGACGGCUCCCUCAUGGUCACGGGGUCCUACGACACCACCGCCUGCAUGUGGAGCACCCUAGGGGACUACACCGAGUGUCUCGGCGUCCUCACGGGCCACACGGGGAGGAUCAUGUGCGCCGCCACCAGCAGGACCUUCGUGUUCACCGGGUCAGAGGACGCCACCGUCCGCAAGUGGGACAUGUGCUCCAUGGAGUGUAUCUUCACCUACGUUGGUCACAUGCAGCAGGUGCACCGAAUCAUCUGUGCUGGUGACUUCCUCUUCAGCACCUCCUACGACAAGACGGCCAAGGUGUGGUUCCUGGCCGCCGACAGCAACUGUUCCCAAGAAGAGGCCUGCAUCCGCACCUUUGAGGGCCACAGCAAGGCCGUCUACCCCAUCCUCUUCAUCCCCGGGCAGGACACCGGCGGCCUCAACGAGGAAGGCCUCAAUAUCAACCCCGCUGACCUCGUCAUCACCGGCAGCACUGACGCCACUGCUCGUUCCUGGUCCCUUGACCUCGGCGUCUGUAUUAAGACCUUCAGUAAACACACUGGGCCCAUAUCGUGCAUGGACACGGGCUCUCAAGGCAAGCUGCUCUACACCGGCAGUAACGACAGUACCAUCAGGGUGUGGGACAUCUCCAGCGGCAGGUGUCUCAAGGUGCUGACGGAGCACAAGGACUCCGUGACGUGCCUGAAGGUGGUGAACCGGCUGCUGUACAGCGGGAGUCAGGACUCCAAGGUGAAGUGCUGGGUGCGGGAGGUGGGCGACUGCACCCGUACCUACAAGACCAACAGGAACCAGGGCAGCGUCACCUGCAUCAAACUCCACAGAGGCAUCCUGUUCGCUGGCUACACCGACAACGCUGCUAGAGCCUUUGACGCCAAGAGUGGCACCCUGAAGCGGAUCUUUCAGGGUCACAUCGAUACUGUCAACUGCUUGGCCGUCUUGGGCACCAAACUCUACACGGCUGGCUCCGACGGCGCCAUAAUGGUCUGGGACGCCUCCAAGAUCAGUACAGACGAGGAGAUGUUCCACUUGUCUGCCGCCACAACCACAGUCAAACGAUCAUCGGUGAGCCCCAUGCUAGGGGAGAUGCGCGAUGAAUCGUCGACCACCGACGACUCCGAGGACGAGUUCCACAAAGUUGACUUGAACUUUGACCUUGAGCAAUACUUGGCCGACGACGUCGAUCCGACCAGCCGACCUGAUGAGUGAUCAUAGCAAACUGGUAGAAUAGUCGACGGCCAAGUGUACCCGACCUGAAGAGCUCGAACGAGGAACUAAUACAAUGUAAACCAUUACAACGGACACGAUGUAAUGGUUUACAUGACAGUCCCAAGGCACGGAACCCGUGGCCGAGCACAGAGCCAUCUACACUAUACAGACAAGUAACCAUUACAUCAUGAAAUAAACAGUUUAAAUGAAGGUUUAUG